CCAUAGUAUAAAGGGCUCAUCUGUAGCUUUGUGGCUAGGUUGGCAGUAGGUUGUUUUCUUGAUAGCCGCCCGGGGUUCCCACUCGUCGCCGCUGAACUCCGCCACUGCAGAUUCGGUCAUUACGGCGGCAUACCAGACGGACUAUAGGUUCCAGAUGGACCAGCAGGACCAGUCCUAUAUGUUUGCCAGUCUGAAACGGCCUCACUCGGAGCAGCUGCUGCAAGGCCUCCAGCUCUUGCGGCAGGAUCACGAACUAUGUGACAUUGUCCUGCGUGUGGGUGAUGCCAAGAUCCAUGCCCACAAAGUAGUGCUGGCCAGCAUCAGCCCUUACUUCAAGGCCAUGUUCACGGGUAACCUGUCAGAAAAGGAGACCUCUGAGGUCGAAUUCCAGUGCAUUGAUGAGACUGCCUUGCAGGCCAUCGUUGAGUAUGCCUACACUGGCACAGUGUUCAUCUCCCAAGAAACCGUGGAAUCUUUGCUACCAGCUGCCAACUUACUCCAGGUUAAGCUUGUACUUAAGGAGUGCUGCUCCUUCUUAGAGAGCCAGCUGGACGCCGGAAACUGUAUAGGCAUCUCCCGCUUUGCAGAGACUUAUGGCUGUCAUGACCUGUGCCUGGCUGCAACUAAGUUCAUCUGUGAGAACUUUGAGGAGGUUUGUCAGACGGAGGAGUUUUUUGAACUGACGAGAGCAGAGUUGGAUGAAAUUGUGUCUAACGACUGCCUUAAGGUGGUCACAGAGGAGACUGUGUUUUACGCCCUGGAGUCAUGGAUCAAAUAUGAUGUAACUGAGAGACAGCAGCAUCUGGCUCAGCUGCUGCACUGUGUUCGCCUUCCACUCCUAAGCGUCAAAUUUCUCACCCGCCUAUAUGAAGCCAACCACCUUAUACGAGAUGACCACGCAUGCAAGCACCUGCUUAACGAGGCCCUCAAAUAUCAUUUUAUGCCUGAGCACCGGCUUUCCUAUCAGACUGUGUUGUCAGCGCGGCCCAGGUGUGCCCCGAAGGUGCUGCUGGCAGUAGGAGGCAAGGCUGGACUGUUUGCAACAUUAGAAAGCAUGGAAAUGUAUUUCCCUCAGACAGAUUCAUGGAUAGGACUGGCCCCCCUCAGUGUUCCCCGAUAUGAAUUUGGGGUGGCAGUGCUGGACCAAAAGGUGUAUGUGGUGGGAGGCAUUGCCACGCACAUGAGACAGGGCAUCAGCUAUCGGCGACACGAGAGCACCGUGGAAAGCUGGGACCCCGAGAGCAACACCUGGUCCUCGGUGGAGCGUAUGGCUGAGUGCCGCAGCACACUCGGGGUGGUGGUCCUGGCUGGUGAGCUGUACGCCCUCGGCGGCUAUGAUGGCCAGUACUACCUCCAGUCAGUGGAGAAAUACGUCCCCAAGUUGAAGGAGUGGCAGCCGGUGGCACCCAUGACCAAGUCCCGCAGCUGCUUUGCCACCGCUGUGCUGGAUGGCAUGGUGUAUGCUAUCGGAGGCUAUGGCCCAGCCCAUAUGAACAGUGUGGAGCGGUACGACCCCAGCAAGGAUGCCUGGGAAAUGGUAGCCCCCAUGGCAGAUAAGAGGAUCAACUUCGGAGUUGGUGUCAUGCUCGGCUUCAUAUUUGUUGUGGGCGGACACAACGGCGUGUCACACCUGUCCAGCAUCGAGAGGUAUGAUCCACAUCAGAACCAGUGGACAGCCUGUCGGCCAAUGAAUGAACCACGCACUGGUGUGGGCUCUGCCAUCGUGGACAACUACCUCUAUGUGGUGGGAGGUCACUCUGGGUCAUCCUAUCUGAACACUGUCCAGCGCUAUGACCCCAUCUCGGACAGCUGGUUGGACUCAAGUGGCAUGAUGUAUUGCCGUUGCAACUUUGGUCUGACUGCCCUUUGACCCUUGGCCCAGCCAGCUAGGAUCCGUUAAGAGAACUUAGACACAAAGACGUUUCUUUUUCGUUGUCUCCUCCUCCUUCCCCACAUACAUCCUCCAGGUGCAGAGGAGCGCUGCACACCGGCGUCAACACCAGAGGAGAGAGAGAGCCUGCUGGGCGGAUGGAUGUGGCGGGCUAGCUCACUGGCUAGAGGGAGACUACACGGGCAUGGCUGCAGAGAUGAGAAAGAGCUGCAAAGUUGUGCGGAAAAGCCAGGAAGAUGAUUGGACCGGAUCGGCUGUCACAGGCACGAGGAGACGACCGCUCUACUGCUGCUGGACCACAAUGAGGACUCUGAGCCAUUUCCCAGAGGAUUGUGGGAGAAAACUUGUCACUUUUGUUUGAAACUUUUUUUGUUACGUUUGCAGACGUUGUUUUUUGUUUUGUUUUGUUUUUUCCUUCAUGCCAUUAAUUGUGUUUAACACUUAAAAAUCUCCCCCCCCCGCUGCAACUGGAACCAUGUGUUCAAAUUUUGUAGAACACCGCAGUUGGCUGCUGGUGUAUUUGUAUGAAUAUGUGGUUGUUGGCCAUGUAGUGUGUAUGUCUGUGUGUGUGUGCUUGAGGGAUACGUGCAUGUCAGAUAGGAUUGUUUUUGUUUUGUUAUGUGUCUACGUGCAGAACUGAAGCUUGGGGCUCAGCGAACGCAGGAGUUCUGCAUCAAAAUCAGUGCUUCACAAAAAAGAGAAAAGUUGGAAUCUUUAUAUUUUCUCAAAAAGGGCUGCCUUUUUCUCUCCUGUAAAUAGUCUAAAUGAAAUAUAUAAAUAAUGAAUAUAUCCUCUAGUGCAUUGCCUGUAAAUGUUUUUCUGCACUGGGUCACGUGUGUGUGUGUGUGUGUGUGUGUGUGUGUGUGUGUGUGUGUGGAUGUGUGUGUGUGUGUAGUUUGAUACCAAGGGUCAGUGUAGAGGUGAAUGACGAAUUCUCCUGGGAGUGUUUGCCACUAGUCUCUGCUUCAUCCUGGGAGCAAGUUGAAAUCCCAAUAAUGUCCUAGCUUCUGUUCCAUCUUCCUAAGGUCAGGUCAUGAACUUCUUGUUACUCUCACCAUAGUUUAAAUUGACCUCCGCCCUCUUUUCACCCUUUGGUCUGUACACAAUACCAACUGGUGCUAUAUUUAGGAUUCAGGAUUCAGCUGUUUGUCUGUGUUGCCUCACACAAUUAGGUCAGCCUCUUUUCAGCCUCUGCAACAUUACUGUUAUUAUGUUUGUGAUUAAUGUGCAUUUAAAUGCGUCAAAUUUGAUGGCCCUACCUUGCAAUAAAAUAAAGUCCUACUGAAAGGGAAGCCUGUGGUCAGACAACCACAAACCCCUGUCUGAAAAUUAGCACUAUGUUUGCUUUGCGGUUGUUUAAAACUUUUUAUUCAGAAAGCAUCCUAGUUAACAUACCCCUUCCCUCAUAGUGUCCCUGUUGCAGGAUAUGAGCAUGCUUCACUGUCCUCUCUAUGCCUGCUCCCUGUACAAUGUCACUCUCUUAGCUAUGAACAAGACUUUCUGCCUGUGAAUGGGUCUGACACCUGCUCUCACCAACUCGCCACCAAACAUGUGAGCCUCAUCAGGCCAAGGUCUUGCUUGCAAGCUCAGGUUUGAAGUUAUCUGUUCACAGCUUCAUCUGAAGUGCCAAAACAUUAGAAUUUUUUUUUUUUCGCCAUCUUUCCCAGCUCCAGUGCUACAUACGGCUUUCUCAUGUGCCACAGUUUAAUCAUUCUCUUUUCUGUCUUGUUGCUAAUGUAUUAGCAUUACAUUCUUCCAUUCUGUCAUAUGGAGAUGGUUGAUAAAGCACCAAGGGCUGUGCCAGCCAACUCAGACAAUGUUGCCACUGUCACUGGUCCUGUGUCCUGGGAGAGAGACCAGAGUGCUGACCCCAGGCUGGCUGAGGGUAUCACUCUAGGCUAGGCUAGGCUAAGGGACAGGUCAGGCAAUGCACAGCAAUGGAGGGGGCACUAGACAGGGAAUGGCCAGGCAUCUUGUGUAUUGUUGAGUCCCUGUUCUUGUUCAAAUCAAGUUUGAGUUGCUUUGUGCACUGACAUUUGCACACAAGUGUAAACUUAAAACAAGCUCUGCAUUGCACUUACCAAACUCUUUGAUACAUAUUGUAAUUUGUACAUACGUUUUAAUGUGGGAUAAUGGCAUUUAGACAAUGCAAUAACACUUCUGUUCUGUCUGUGGAUGAGUUUGUUUUGUGUUUGUCUCUUUAAAAAGCCAAGGCAUCUCAUAUUGCUGUAACAGAACCCCACAUGGCAUGUCUAUUGAUUCACACUGUUGGCUGGUAAUGUGGACGUCUAAUGAAAUAUCCAAAUUGUACCAUUGAGUUCGCCUCAUCCUGCCAGACAUCUUGUGUUGUCAUUUGUUUUAUUUAUUUUUUUUUUACAAGGUGUUUGUUAAUUCAGGGAGAUACAGAUGGAUUGCUCACAGUUUGUUAAAGGUUAACUCCACCAAUUUGUGUGUUUACAACUCUUGGGGAGUACCACUUCAUGGGAAAACAGUAGUUGAAAGCCUUUUGUGGUUCCAGAGGAAGCUGCAUGUAAUCUAAUAAUAUAUGAUCUCUACAGUGAUGUCACCCAGUGGCUAAGUAGCGUUGUGGGUAAUGUAGGUGCCAGAUUUUGAAAAAGGUAGAAGAAUCCAUGGAAUAAAAAAGGUGGUAUCUCUGGUUCUGCUUAAUUGAUUUGGAUGUUGGCAUGUUGUGGAGUACUUUGAAAACAUAGUGCCUACAUUACCCAUAAUGCAACUCAGCCAACAAAUGGCACCACUGGAGGCAAUUUAUCAGAUUAGAUGCAACUUCCCCUAGAGCAACAAAAUGCUUAAUACAACACUUUUUACAUGUGCAGAAGUACUCCUCCAGACCUUUUUAAAUACGCGUGAAUGUGUAGAAUUGGUGGAGUUACCCUUUAAUUCAUGGCCAAAUUUGAUGUAUACACCUUUUCAAAAAAGAAAAAAAAAAAUCAACACCACAAAUUUCACCACAAAGUCUUGUUUACUCCAGACGGGACACCUUCCUCUUCACCCUUGUAAUCUAAACCUGUUGAAAUAAAUACAGAAACCAUUACUA
Acanthopagrus latus (yellowfin seabream) is the source of this 4946-nucleotide messenger RNA. RefSeq names its product kelch-like protein 28. The record is from RefSeq and is a predicted model, not a curated record. The transcript has 6 exons. NCBI's taxonomy places the organism in Eukaryota, Metazoa, Chordata, Actinopteri, Spariformes, Sparidae. Bases 155 to 1870 code for a protein of 571 amino acids. Gene Ontology annotation, molecular function: protein binding.